CAUUUCAACCAACAUCCAGGGACAUUUUCGGAACGCCGCCUCCUUCCCUCUUUGCCCCAACCUAUUUUUAUAUACUCCCAAUUCCUCUCCUUCGUCCCCAGCUAUAUCCAAAUCCUAUCCUCUUCGUCUUAAAAUCUCGCCUCCUUUUCCGCUUCCGCUUCCUUGAUCGCGUCCGUUCCUCUUUUCUUGAGUCAAAAGGAAGGACGGAGAAGAAGAAAAAGAAAGAGGUCAGGUAUCGGAACGGCGAUUAUCGAUCGUGAAUCGGGGCAGCCGGUGACGUCGUGAUCCUCGUCCUUUUCGCCCUGAAGCCCUAUUUUCUUUGAAGAUUUUUCGAUUGAAUUGGAUCUGGGGCUGCGAUUUUUAGGUUUAGGAGCAGCGAAUUUUGGUUGGGGGUGGGAUGGGGGCGGGGGUGUCGAGCAUCAUGGGGCCGGAGGAGGAGUGUGGAGGGCACGAGACGGGGCUGGGUGACCUGCCGGAGAGCUGCCUGGCAGAGGUGUUUCUGCACCUCGACCCGCCGGAGAUCUGCGGGCUGGCGCGGCUAGGCCGGGCGUUCCGUGGGGCGGCGUCGGCGGACUUGGUGUGGGAGACGAAGCUCCCGAGGAACUACCGGUAUCUGAUGGGGCUGGUGGAGAAUGAGAAGAGCAAAACUAGGUGUCUUAGCAAGAAGGAGAUAUACGCCCGGCUUUGUCGGCCGAAUCCUUUUGAUGGGGGAACCAAGGAAUUCUGGCUGGAGAAGUGCAAGGGUGGUCUUUGCAUGUCGAUUUCUUCAAAGGCGCUGUUGAUUACAGGGAUUGAUGACCGGAGAUAUUGGAAUUACAUUCCCACAGAGGAAUCGAGAUUCCAUGCUGUUGCGUAUCUUCAGCAAAUCUGGUGGUUUGAGGUGGAUGGGGAAAUCAACUUCUGCUUCCCAGUUGGCACGUACAGCCUUUUCUUCCGGCUCCAUCUAGGCCGACCCUCCAAGCGACUUGGCCGUCGAAUAUGUAGCUCCGAGCAUGUACAUGGGUGGGAUAUAAAGCCUGUGAGGUUUCAGUUGUCAACAUCAGAAGGCCAGCAUGCUCUAUGCCAUUGUUAUUUAGACGAGCCUGGGAGUUGGAUCCUUCACCAUGUAGGAGAUUUUGUUGUAGAGAACUCCGACAUGCCGACCAAUCUCAAGUUCUCAAUGACCCAAAUUGACUGUACACAUACGAAAGGUGGUCUUUGUGUUGACUCUGUCUUGAUAUAUCCCAAGGGACUUGGGCAGGAAAAGAUUUUUACCACCCAGUAACUAUGUAGAAUGAGAUGUAGUCUGGAAAGCGAAAGAGUAAAAUGUAAAUGUUCUUUUUUUCCCUAGGCAUCUAGAAUAUAAGGCAGUGUUUUAUAAUUUUGUUAUUGAUCUUCAGUGAACAUUGAGAAUUGUUUUGUUCUUCAUGAGGUUUGCAAGGUGAAGUUUGUUUGAGAUGGAGA
Molecule: messenger RNA, 1443 nt
Organism: Phoenix dactylifera (date palm)
Lineage: Eukaryota; Viridiplantae; Streptophyta; Magnoliopsida; Arecales; Arecaceae
Gene: PP2-A14
Product: phloem protein 2-A14
Molecular function (GO): protein binding
Source: RefSeq, a predicted model, not a curated record